CAUUCUUAUUCCCUAAAACAACCUCUUCUGACUUCCCUUCCGUCUCUUUGCAUGCAACCUCCGCAAACCUGCCACAUUAUCAAACCAGGCCCCCUCAAUCGAGCGCCAUUUACAAAGUUCGCCGUCGCACAGGAUCAGGUCCGAAAUAUAAGUGUACUAUCAAGACCCUUGUCUUGUGCUACCCCGCCAUCAACCCCCCCUUCCGUUUUCUCUUCUCGAGCCUCCACAAAGAUCUCGAGAAUUAUUCAAGACCGACCACCGCAGCUUGGUUCGUCCAAAUUCCGAAACUUGGUCAAGCUCUGCCCGUCUGCAGACCUUUAACUUUUUGUCCGUCGACAUUUCCGAUUCACCACGACGACACAUCUUUUGCCAAAAUGACUACGCUCGUCCAUCACAGCCCGCAGCCGAAUUCUCCGCCUGGACCGGCUGUCCAGCGUCCGAGGGGCAUUCUCAAAAACUCAUUCCAGAAAACCCCAUCCCCACCUAUUUCGCCCGCCCGCGAGAGGUCUCUUUCGGAGAAGGAAAUCACCAUCGCAAACACCCAGUUCAACGCCGGCCGACGGAGCUCCUCCUCCGGCGUCCGACCCGUUGGCUCCCGCCGUGCUUCCAGCCGGGCUUCCUCCCAGUACGGCGACGACGACCGCCAGGACCCCUCCCAGGACUCCCAGCGCCUGAAGUGGGACGAGGUCAACCUCUACCUGACCGAGCAGGAGCGCAGCUCCACCAUGAAGAUCACCGAACCCAAGACGCCGUACGCGACGCACUAUGACCCGGCCGAAGACCCGUCGGACGAGGACGAGGCCAUGGGCGGGAUGGGCCUGGAUGCUGACCGGAUCAGCCCUACGAACCGCCGUCGCCUGGCCGGCGAGGAUGACAUUCCGGCCAUGUCGCUGGGCGAGCCGGAAGAGGCCAUCCCGGAGAGCGAGUCGGGCAAGGAGAAGCAGCUCAAGGCGGUGCAGGUGGGCGAUCGCGGCCGGGACGACGACGGGCUCCACGACGAGGAGGAGCUGGUGGGCCUCUCGCCCGAGGGAAGGGAGAAGCACCGCCGCUUCGAGGAGAUGCGGAAGAAGCACUACGAAAUGAAGGGGGUGGCUCACCUGCUGGGUCAUCCCGAGGUGUUGCCCGACGACGAAGAGGCGGACGGUGACGAUGAGGGUGCCGCCCCGCCUCCGGUGCCUCCUGUUCCCAAUCGACCUAACGGCGGAGCAUGAUCCUGGGUUGGGGGAUAGGGAAGGUACCUUAGUGUAGGCAUGGGAAUUCAUCUGAGCGGCAACGGCUUGUCUUUUUGCAACCAGGGGACGCCUUGAUUUGGGUGGGAUAUGGGGCGUUAAGCAUGGCAAGGCAGCGACUCGGGUUCGGUGUUUUUUUUGUCGUCUCUGUUUUCUUCUUCUCCUACUUUACUUUCUUUUGUCUUUCUCUUCGAUUUCUUUUCGUCUCCCUUCUUCUCUCUUCUUCCCCCCUUUUCUCUUUCUAUUGCCUAAGGCGUUCGGAAGCCGCCGACUCCAUAGUAAGGCCCUUUUUCUUUGGUAUUGUUUUCGUAGUUGUAUUUCUUGGUUGGCUUGUAUCAUCCCACAUCAGUCUGCACUCGAUUGCUACCGCCGUCCACGGCGAAACAUGGUGCAUCAGGAUAGUAAAUCAACCCCCCUUGCCUUCCUGCGAAAUGCCGACUUUCCAGAGCCAUUUCAACGACCCCGUGGAUU
Messenger RNA from Sodiomyces alkalinus F11, 1700 nucleotides. RefSeq lists its product as hypothetical. Bases 375 to 1211 code for a protein of 278 amino acids. Gene Ontology annotation, molecular function: protein phosphatase inhibitor activity. NCBI's taxonomy places the organism in Eukaryota, Fungi, Ascomycota, Sordariomycetes, Glomerellales, Plectosphaerellaceae. The record is from RefSeq and is a predicted model, not a curated record. The transcript has 2 exons. Gene Ontology annotation, biological process: regulation of signal transduction.